Molecule: messenger RNA, 1206 nt
Organism: Vigna angularis (adzuki bean)
Lineage: Eukaryota; Viridiplantae; Streptophyta; Magnoliopsida; Fabales; Fabaceae
Product: transcription factor MYB2
Exons: 3
Coding region: 180-1004 (274 amino acids)
Biological process (GO): regulation of DNA-templated transcription
Cellular component (GO): nucleus
Molecular function (GO): sequence-specific DNA binding; DNA-binding transcription factor activity
Source: RefSeq, a predicted model, not a curated record
UGCAAAUUCUCCUAAAUUCAACCACACCUAAAGUUUGGUCUCAAAACUCUUUAUAUAAUCUCCUAAAUUCACUGCCAUUCUUACUAACCGAAUUAGCCAAACCAUAUUUUCAACCCAAAACUACUCUUUCUCUCACGCAUAACAGUAAAACACAGAAGAAUAAGUUUCUGAUUUCUGAGAUGGAGAGGAGUUUAUCAGAAAAUGGUUCAUCAGGAACAUAUGGAAGCAGUGAAGAGGAGAUGUCAAUAACCAAAGGUCCAUGGACAGAGGAAGAAGAUUCACUUCUCUUCGAUUACAUCACAGUUCACGGUGAAGGCCACUGGAACUCUGUCGCUCGCUACACAGGUCUCAAACGAACGGGAAAAAGCUGCAGACUGAGAUGGUUGAACUACUUGCGUCCCAACGUUCGACGCGGGAACAUCACGCUCCAAGAACAGCUCAUGAUUCUUGACCUCCAUUCCCGAUGGGGCAACAGGUGGUCGAAAAUAGCUGAACAUUUACCGGGGAGAACAGACAACGAGAUUAAGAACUACUGGAGAACGAGAGUGGUAAAGCAGGCUAAGCAACUGAAAUGUGACGUGAACAGCAAACAAUUCAGAGACACGUUGCGUUUUGUGUGGAUGCCACGUAUGCUGGAACGGAUUCAGGCUCAGGCCUCAUCAUCGGGCCAAGCCCAAACCACCUUAAUGUCCAACGUUCAAGCCCACAGCGACCCUUGUGGUGGAGCCACCGCCACCGCCUCGGCCAGUGACGCGGGUUUUCCGUCAGAGGCCUCUUCUGCGGCUGGUGUCCACGGCCACUCUCUCUCUGACUCCGGCGCGUCUUAUAGUUUAAUGGGUGGUGGAAGUUGGUAUUCGUAUGGUGCAGAAGAAGGUUAUGGCAGGGAAUGGGAAGAGAGAAACAAUGGGUACUCGGAGAUAGCAGGAAGUGGUUUUGGUGGUGUUGACAUGUGGACGGAGGAGAAUAUUUGCUUCUUGCAGCAGCAGCUCGCUGAUGACUUCUGACGCAUUUACAGUUUACAGUUUAACAUCAUGUUCCAUUACUUACGUCACCUUGUCGCCCCAAGUUGAAAGAAUUGCAAAGCUUCUCAUAAACAUAAUUCAUCAACUGUAACAACCGUGAAACAUGUUUUUUCUAGUUAGGUUAUUCUAAUUGAAAAUAAUUAAUAAUAAUUAGAAUAAGUUUUAAAAUAAAUAAUAACACACU